AUGAGCACAAUUUAUGAUGAGUUGGGGAGCUCAGAAAUUGCGGGCAUGUGCAAAAUUAUAUACGACAAUAUAGACAAGGAUACUUUUAAAAAAAGGAAAGGAAUAUAUGAGUAUCAUCAAAAUUAUGGAACUAUACAGGAUCAGUUAAACAAAACUGAAAAUCGCUGUGAUCAAAUUUAUAACAAUUACCUCAAUGAAACUGUUCAAGCCUAUAAGAAGGUAUGGGCUUCAUGCCACAGUGGGGAUCAUAAUAAUGAUGAGUAUUGUAGGAAAUUCAAAAAAGUAUAUGAAAAAUACAACGGUAAUGGUAGCGAUAAAAUAGAAUUUAAAUGCACCAAAGUAGCAACACAUACAGGUAGUUCAUUACAACAAGAUCUUGGACCUGCACCGAGACCCGGUCCUGAAGGUCCUGGUCUUGGUCCUGAAGAUGGUCUUCAUGAAGAUGGUGCAAGUGAAGUUAGUGCAGCACUUCCAACUGCAGCUGCAGUUUCCUCCAUAUUAGGAACAGUAGGAGUAGGAUUACCAUUCAUCACCUAUCUUUUGUAUAAAUAUAACCUUCUACCCACCUGGCUUCGUAACAAAUUAGGGGGAAGCAGAAAAAGAACAACAAUUGGACGACAAAACUUUUACGACAUGUUCUCAGAUGGUUCCACAGAAGUUUCAACAGUAGCAUCUACAACAACAGAGGAUGAUUCUACGGUGGAUACUGUUCCAUCUGGAAGAUCAAACAAUAGAAAGGAACAGCAAACACGGAAGAAUAUACGUUAUUACGCCACCUAA
Molecule: messenger RNA, 780 nt
Organism: Plasmodium coatneyi
Lineage: Eukaryota; Apicomplexa; Aconoidasida; Haemosporida; Plasmodiidae
Product: KIR-like CYIR protein
Exons: 2
Coding region: 1-780 (259 amino acids)
Source: RefSeq, a predicted model, not a curated record